CAGGGCGCUCGGUCAAAUGACAGGGCCGAACGAGACACAGUCGCUUUUCCAGCUUGUUUCGUUACUAAGCGAAGUCACGGCGGACUUCUUAGUUAUCGGGCCAGCCACAUCCUGAUGGAACGAAGAAACGGAGGCAGUGGAUCAAAGAUCAAGACGGACACGGAAGACAGCUGGAAUCUUGCAUGGUGAGACCAUACAGUACAAGAUUAGGUAUAUCAUACAGAUUGAAGAGUUGCCAGUCACUACCUACCACGCCACUCUGAGUUACUGCCGACCCAGCCUGGCAAUAGACAGAAAACACAGGCGGCCUCCACGGCUGGUAUCGGCUGCAGGAUGGCCAGCGGCGGUGAGGGUUCGGCCAGCGGCGCGGCCGGCUCGGCAGGCCAGCGGCUGACCCUGGCCCAGCGGGUUGAGGUCAUCCAGCAGCGCAAACGGCAGGCGGCCUCCCUGCCGCGCGCCAGGAAACUGGAGAAACUCGCCAUCUACUCGGGGUGUAAGCCGACAGAUGGCUCUGAGUGCAGCUGUAACGGCUUCAAGAGCGCGUCCGGCCAGGCGCCGGCCAAGGAUGGCGUGGAGCCGACGCUGCAGCCGUCGGCCGCCUGCCGCUCGUGCUCCCACACGCUGGGUACGCACAUGUCUGAGCUGGAGAAGAAGGGGGACGAGCAGCUGAACCACCUGCUCAGCAUGUCACUGGACGUCGAGAGCCUCUUCUUCCUGGUCCAGAAGGAGGAAGACACAGACACCAAACAAGUGCACUUCUAUCUGUUCAAGCUGCUGCGCAAGAGUAUCCUGCAGAUGACUGAGCCGGUUAUCGAGGGCCCGCUCGGACGACCGCCCUUCGAGACGCCCACCAUCGCCAAGGCCGUCUCCAACUUCGUGCUCGCCAAGUUCAGCUCCAAUCCAAAGGAGCAGCAGCUGAACUUCGACCUGGCCAAGGCGUUUCUGCACUACCUGAACCACUGGCGAUGGGAGACUCCCAGCGUGCACGUAGGCGCCCAGCUCAAGGAGAGCACCCUGUACAAGGUGCACUUCACCAGGUGGAUGUGCUACUGCCACGUGCCCACGAUCUGCACCUCGAUGGUGCACUGGGACCCGGCGGCAGUGUUCGGCCGGUCCGUUCUCCGGCUGCUGCUGCGAACUGUCAGCGCCCGGCUACUGCAGAAGAUCGACCUCGACAGGGAGAAAAUGGCCAAGGAUAAGAGGCUCCUCAUACUGGCACACAUGCCCAGAUUCCUGUCAUUACUGGAAGAGGAGGUGUACGGCAACUCGACGACCAUUUUCGAUGUCGACUUCAAGCCACCGACUCAGCCGCAGAAACCCAUAGAGGUGAAGUCGGAGCCGUCCCCAGGUCCGGCGGCGGCGGAGGACACGGCCGGUCGCCGGCGGCCCGAGAAGCGUGCUGCCGCCGACGAGCCGGACCGGGCCGCCAAACGACCCCGGCCCGAGGAUGAUGUGUCCGAGGAGCAGGUGCAGCAGAUCCUGGAGGCCAUCGAGGACCCGAGCCGGCGCUCCGUCGGACAGGAGUCUCUGUUCUUGGAGAACGCCGCCCGCGACGAGGCAGCCAAGGCGGAGGAGCGGGCGGGCCACAUCAGCUUCCACGUGGUGGGCAACUCGCUCAGUCAGAAGGUCAGCAAGACGACCAUGCUGUGGCUGGUGGGCCUGCAGAACGUGUUUUCCCACCAGCUGCCCCGGAUGCCCAAGGAGUACAUCACCCGACUCGUGUUCGACCCUAAGCACCGCACCCUGGCGCUGGUGAAGAACAACCGUCCGAUCGGCGGCAUCUGCUUCCGACUGUUCCCCAGCCAGGGGUUCACAGAGAUCGUCUUCUGCGCCGUCACCAGCAACGAACAGGUGAAGGGGUACGGCACGCACCUGAUGAACCACCUCAAGGACUACCACAUCCGGCACGGCGUCCACCACUUCCUCACGUUCGCUGACGAGUUCGCCGUCGGCUACUUCAAGAAGCAGGGCUUCAGCAAGGAGAUCAAGCUGAGCCGCAAGAAGUACCUGGGCUACAUCAAGGACUACGAGGGCGCCACGCUGAUGGGCUGCGAGCUCUCUCCCAGGAUCAUCUACAGGGAGUUCAGCUCGGUCAUCAGAAAACAAAAGGAGAUCAUCAAGCGUCUGAUCGAGGCUCGCCAGGCGUCCAUCCGGAAGGUCCACCCGGGCCUGAGCUGCUUCAAAGAGGGCGUGCAGGGCAUCCCGAUCGACUGCAUCCCAGGUAUCCGCGAGGCCGGCUGGAAGUCUCCGGACAAGUCGUCCCGCGUGACGCGCCACUCGGACGAGCUGGGUAACGCCGAGCUGCUGCAGGGCACCCUGCGCACCCUGCUGCAGAACAUGCGCCAGCACAGCGCCGCCUGGCCCUUCCUCAGCCCGGUGGACCCUAACGACGUGCCCGACUACUACGAGUUCAUCAAGUACCCCAUGGACCUGGAGACGAUGUCAAAGCGUCUGAAGAACAAGUACUACUGCCACAAGCGGCUGUUUAUCGCCGACGCGACGCGCAUCUUCACAAACUGCCGGAUGUACAACGAUCCCGACACGGAAUACUACCGGUGCAGCACCGUGCUCGAAAAGUACUUCCAGAGCCGCCUCAAAGACGCGGGACUGCUCGACAAGUGAGCCGCACAAGUGAGCCCUGCCUGACCGACCGCACGAGGACGUACAGGGGGUCGGGGAGGACGAUCAUAGACAGCCGGGCAGUAUGGCUUGUGCUGGGAUAUCCAGCUGUGCUUUCAGCUGGCUUUCGAAUGUUUGUGCGUGGGGGGGGGAGGAAGGGAGGGGGUUCACGGAUGACGCGACAGAGAAGCCGGACAAGUGUUGUCAUACGCGACUGCGCUUUGGAUGGCAGGCCUCGUCGCAGAUCAGACGGCCGUGGAAACGUCCACAGGCCGCUGUGAGCUCUGACGGCUUGAUGGGGCGGCAUCAUGGCAGGACGUCCUGUCUGUGAGUGACGUCAUAGCGUGGGCGGUUCUGAGAGGUCAGGCCAACAGACUGUGUGCUCAGACACAGACCGUAUGCCUUUAUCUUCUGCAGGCGACCGACCACACUAACGCGACAGAACGUUGUGUAAUGCUAAGCUAGCGUACACAAAUGAGUCACUGCGGUAAGUUUCCUGCAGCUAGGUCAUGCUUGUUGGAUAGGACCGGACGGCAGCGUUUGAGCGUGCCGUCUCUUUUUGUCUAUAUAACCCAGGUCGUGGGUUUGCGUUCUUAGAGCGAGAGGCCGAUGUAAGCUGAGCUGGCCCGGCAUCUCAUUACUGCCAACAGGCGCCAUCUUUAGCCGAGACGGUUCAGUGUUUAUUUUGCCGAGAAAACAGCAGUAUCACCCGGUGCGUCCUCAGCUCAUCAUGCUACCAUUGUAGAACUGACUUCUAUUGUUAGCAUCUAACAAGUUUCAUCCUCAAUUCAUCGAAACUUUCCCACUUUAUCACCAAUGCCAAUGUCAUCAAUGUAUAUAAUUAGUUAUGUAAUUUAGUACGCUGUGUGACCGAUCUCGUUUGUAAGAAAUGUCUUAUUUUGCCUAGCACGUAAUACAUUGUGGCAUUUUUGUGUCAAACGACAGA
Molecule: messenger RNA, 3565 nt
Organism: Amphibalanus amphitrite
Lineage: Eukaryota; Metazoa; Arthropoda; Thecostraca; Balanomorpha; Balanidae
Product: histone acetyltransferase KAT2A-like
Exons: 16
Coding region: 334-2622 (762 amino acids)
Biological process (GO): positive regulation of transcription by RNA polymerase II; chromatin remodeling
Cellular component (GO): nucleus; histone acetyltransferase complex
Molecular function (GO): protein binding; histone H3 acetyltransferase activity
Source: RefSeq, a predicted model, not a curated record